UAUCUAGGUUGCCUCUUUUUGUUCCCUUUCCCUAAUUAUGAAUAAACAAGUAACUGCCAAAGAGCCAACCAAGGCAUCCCUCUUCUCCAAAAACCUGUCCAUUUUUGUCUUGCCGAUUCUUAUUGGGAAGAAACGCUUAUCACUCUUUGAAUCUCAAAUUUUGAAAGGAGGUGGUAAGGUUUGCUCACUUAGUCAAGUGAAGAGUGGUGAAGCAAAUCCUACACUUAUUGUUGUAGAAGAUUCUCUUUUACAAAACUCCAAAAUUUUGGAGCAGCAUUUGAAAGCGUACAAAAACAUGGGAUCAUGUACUGUUGUUGGUACUAAAUGGCUGAGUGACUCUAUAAAAUUCCACAAAUGCAUGAGUUUUGAAAAUUACAAGCCUCAUAAUCAGCCAUCUUAUGAUGAGGACUGUUUGCCACCGAAGAAACAAAAGCUAUCUGAGCAAGGUCGAGAAAACUUAAGUAAUAAUUUUGCUCUAUCAGAACCGUCAUGCUCCAAGGAGACAAUUGAAGUAGAAAAGUUUGCCUGCUCACAAAGUUCCUCUGUAAACACCAGUUUAGAAGAAAAUAAGAUUGUAAUUCAAGAGCUACAAAAACUAGCUGAUGCUUUCCGUAUAAAAGGGGACACAUGGCGAUCCCAUGGAUACACUAAAGCCAUCAGUGCUAUUAAGAGAUGUGGGAAAGUUCUCUCUAGUUAUGAAGAUGCUGUUAGUUUACCUGGUGUAGGUGAUAAAAUAGCUUCAAAGGUUUGGGAAAUUUUAGAAACUGGCCGCCUUAGAAAAGUCUCAGAGGUCUGUGAAGACAGCAAAACUAAAGUAUUGCAACUUUUUACAAACAUCUGGGGUGUGGGCCCAUCAACUGCUGAGGCAUGGUAUCUGCAGGGCUUUUGUACUUUAGAUGAUCUGAAAGAAAAGGGGACUCUCACUAAACAACAACAAAUCGGCUUAAAAUAUUAUCAAGAUUUUUUGGAAAGAAUUCCUAGAAUUGAAGUUGAAGAAAUAGGAGAGCUUGUCUCUGUGAUGGCGAAAUCAAUUCAACCCCAGUUGACAGCAACACUUGUUGGGUCAUAUCGAAGAGGCAAAGAAUCUUGUGGGGAUAUUGAUGUGAUGAUAUGCAAGCCAGAUCAUCUUGACUCUAAGAACAUUCUUUCGCAGCUAUUGGAAUCCUUAAAGAAUUCAGGUUUGAUUACAGACGACCUGGUUAGCAUAGAGAAGGAUGGAAAUGAACGCAAGUAUCUUGGGGUUUGUCAGCUUCCAGGAGAAAAUAAGAAACAUAGAAGAUUGGACAUAUUUUUGGUACAGAAGUCCGAAUUGGGUCCUGCCUUGAUGCACUACACUGGUUCUGCUCUAUUCAAUCGCUCAAUUCGACUUCUGGCUGCUAAAAAGGGGAUGAGUUUAUCUGAACACAGUCUUCAUGGAGGCAUUGUACGAGAGGGGCUGAAAGUCUUGAAUGGAGGCUAUAUUAUACCCACACCAGAUGAGAAAUCUAUAUUUGAAGCUUUGGGUUUGGCCUAUCGCCCACCAGAAGAAAGAGAUCACUGAUAGAUGUACUUACCUACUACUAAAGACUUUAGUAACGCAUGCCAAAUAAUAAACAAUAUUUUGAUAAA
Molecule: messenger RNA, 1608 nt
Organism: Thrips palmi
Lineage: Eukaryota; Metazoa; Arthropoda; Insecta; Thysanoptera; Thripidae
Product: DNA polymerase lambda-like
Exons: 8
Coding region: 38-1540 (500 amino acids)
Biological process (GO): double-strand break repair via nonhomologous end joining
Cellular component (GO): nucleus
Molecular function (GO): DNA-directed DNA polymerase activity; DNA binding
Source: RefSeq, a predicted model, not a curated record